AUGGUACAUACCGAACUGAGCGACCGCACCUCUUUACGUCUCUGUGCAAAAUACGAAUUUCUGAAAAGGAAUUCAGCCAGAGAAGCUCAUCGAAAUAUUUGUGAAAUGCUGAUAUCGGAAAAGGCACAACACAAUUAUCAAAGCCAAAAAACGACACAUGUGUUGAGAAAACGUCGAGAAAACUUCAGAGAAUCCACCGAAACUGAUUCUGAUUCUGAAGAACCGGAUGAUUGGAACAAAGAACAUGAUGAAGAAUUUCAAGUCGAUUAUCCAAUUGAAAAAUUAGAAGCUGAUUUCCGAACGUUCAACCUUUAUAUGUUGGUAAAAACGGAAAUGGACCACACUGUUCCACAUCUAAACAGACGGAUGUUCCUUGAAGCCAAUAUACUAGAAAGGUUGGCUCUUCGUGAUGCAUAUCCAAAGAAUCAUAAAGAACUACAAGAACUACGUGAUUACAAUUUUUUCAUAGAUAAAAAUAAAUUUGACUUUAUGAAUGUCACCAGAGAAUAUGGAAAGGUCAAGACCGUCAUGGGAAAAGGCGAUACAGAUGUAUCGUGGAAAUUGGAACAUUGGAGAUGUCAAAAAGACGGGAGAACGAUGAUUUGGAAAGGAUACCAUGCGAAUUUCUAUUGCUGCCGAAGGUUCCAACAAUGGGCAUCUGAACACAUAUGUUAUUGUCUUCAACGAACGCAAGAAAUACGACGAAUUCGAGAAACACAUUUGAAGAGCUUAAAAAUUGUCACCAAGCCACGCAAUUUGUGGUAUCCAGCUGUCGAUCCGUUCUACAAGUUUUAUCAGCAGCUAGGACAUCAUGCAAAAAGCAAGACUUUCAUAGUUGACCUUUUUCAAUUGGAACUUGGUUGGUUCGAUGAUUCAACGGAGCAGAACAUGAAACCAACCAAAAUGUUGAUGCACAAUUUUAAGUCUCUGAAAAAAAUUGAAUUUAGAAAAUGGACGGAAAGUUUGAAGCCCGAAAAUAAUAGAGUUUUGACGAUGAGCAAGUGGAUAACGAUUUUCAGUUCAAAUGAAUGGUGUAAGGCUCCAGACUUGGAUGUUGUGGAUCCGAAUAUCAAAAUGGAUGCUAGGAAUUUUAUGUAUUUCGAAAAAAUCUAUAUUCAUUUGCCGGUACAGGAUAUUUAUCAGUUUUCUCAACAGAUCAAAGAACAUAUCAACAAGCCAAGGAUGGUAUUUGAAGUAGAAGAGGAAUAUAAUUUUGAUGCGGCUGCACGAGUGCUACAGCAAUAUUUAAGGGACGAAAUUGUAGAGCGGAAAUUUUUAUUGCAUGAGAGGAAGCAAAUUUACAUUCAAUUGUGUUCCGAUGAGCAUCAAAUCGUUUGUACGCGGGAACAGCGGAUUCCAAUUUUGAAGGCUGCUAUCGGAACAGCUGGAAAGCUUGUGGGACGAUCGUGA
Caenorhabditis briggsae is the source of this 1410-nucleotide messenger RNA. The coding region runs from base 1 to 1410 and encodes 469 amino acids. The transcript has 3 exons. The record is from RefSeq and is a predicted model, not a curated record. NCBI's taxonomy places the organism in Eukaryota, Metazoa, Nematoda, Chromadorea, Rhabditida, Rhabditidae.